AUGAAAAUCUGGGAAAAGUACCUUGAACGUAAGCGCACACUUUACCAUGCCAAGUAUCAAACCCCUCAGCAACUGUUCGACGAUGCGUGCGACAUAGUGAUCAAGUGUUUUGCUGUAUGCGGUGGCGAAAGGAUGAAACCGGGCUACACACGCCGCAAUGCACGGUUGAUCUUCCUGGUGACGGAUCUCAUUCUGUAUCUGUUCGUAAACCUCUACUCGAUCGCGAUCGUUUGGGGAUCGCUGAUGGAUGUUGUGUUUUGCUUUGUUACGCUGGGAAUCGCCAUACAGGGUCUGGCAAAGAUUGAAGCCUUCACCUGUCCGGAGCUGAACGAUCUGCAUCUGUACAAUGUGGCACGGUUCAAAGCGCCCCCUCGCUUCCCGGAAGUUGACGAGGCACUCUUCCACACCGCCACCAUGUGUAUGGUGUUUAUACGCAUAUUCGCCGUAGCGUUCUCGAUCGUCGCCAUUGCCAUCUACUCGUACGCCAUCCUGAUGCCUUUGAUCGAGCACGAACUAUCGCUCGCCUUUGGGUUUUAUCUGCCGUUUGUUGAUUAUCGCACGCCGGUCGGCUUUGCCAUCAACUGGGUGUAUCAGUUUGUGCAGGUGCUGGAAGGAUGUAUUGGGCUGAUGGCGUGCGACUCCUGUCUGCUGGUACUGAUCAUGAAUGCUACCGGACAGAUGGACGUUGUCAUUGUCUAUCUGAAGCAGCUGACGCUACUGAUAGAUAGUAAUCACACUGGACAAAAUGAUGACGAAAUUGCAGAUAUUAUAAAAGAAAUUGUGCUCAAACAUUUAGAACACACCAAGUACAUGACGGACAUGGAUAAGCUUCUCAAAAAGCAGUUCUUCAUCAACUUUGGAUGCAUGAUUUUCGAGCUCGUUGCGUCACUAGCGAUCGUUGUUAGGGUUCCUUGGUAUCCAGGAAUGGCCAUCUGUCUGAUUUGCACCAAUCAACUCUUUAUCAACUGUGCAUUGGGAACAUUCCUAUCAUCGAAGAAUGAAAAACUGGUGGAGGAGAUCUACAACGUAAACUGGUACGGACUGACGACGAAGCACCAGAAGACACUUCAGCAAAUAUUGCUCACCUCUCAACAUCCUGUGGUACUCUCCGACGGGUUCUCGCCUAUCGAUUUGUUCAACUUUGUAGAGAUAUACAAAAAGAUUUAUUCUUAUUUAAUGGUUUUACAGAAAGUAUCUUAA
Molecule: messenger RNA, 1200 nt
Organism: Anopheles merus
Lineage: Eukaryota; Metazoa; Arthropoda; Insecta; Diptera; Culicidae
Product: odorant receptor 43a-like
Exons: 6
Coding region: 1-1200 (399 amino acids)
Biological process (GO): detection of chemical stimulus involved in sensory perception of smell; sensory perception of smell
Cellular component (GO): plasma membrane
Molecular function (GO): olfactory receptor activity; odorant binding
Source: RefSeq, a predicted model, not a curated record